AUGCAAACACGUUCAAUGGCUCGUGGUCAGCAGAAGAACAAGGAACAAACAAGCAAUGCUGAAUCACAUCCUUUGGCGGCUAAUGGUGAAAAUUUCGACGACAAUGAGUCCGCGUUCCGAGGGGCUUGGCAGCCUCCAAUGCCGACUAUCAAUGUUGAAAAUGUUAUGCUUCGUUCUCAAGUGUUGAAUCAAGUUUGCAACGAAUUUGGAUUAAAAUAUCAUUCGUUAAUAGAUAAUAUGUGUUUUAUGGAAACAUAUUAUAUUUCUUCCAAAGCAACAUCAACUAGGCUUACAUUAAAUAUUAAUCAAACAUUUAAUGGAGAAAUUGUUAAAUUUCAAUAUACUUGUAGCGAAAGUGGAAAUAUUUUAAACUUUCAUUGGCCAUUUUGCAAUUUAAGUUUUGUUUGGGCAUUUAGAGGAAUUUGUGUAGAAGCAUUUUUUCCAACAAUAAGAGAACAAUUUGGCCAUCCACAAAUUGAAGAACCAAAUGAUGAAGAAUUUGCAUGCCAAAGUGCUGAAAAGAACUUUUCAAUUUUUGAUGUUCACAAUGAAUUGAGAUUGGAUGAAUUAGCCAAUGACUUGAUGCUUAUUUAUUUGCAAAAAUUGUAUGUAGAGUUUAUUGUUUUAUGA
Messenger RNA from Meloidogyne enterolobii, 630 nucleotides. The record is from the annotation of a GenBank genome assembly. NCBI's taxonomy places the organism in Eukaryota, Metazoa, Nematoda, Chromadorea, Rhabditida, Meloidogynidae.